GCAACAAGCACCGCGCCAGCUUGCGGAGGAGUGGGUGAAGCACAAGAUGCCUUCCAAGGACCAAGGGACGUCCAGGGCCACUCCCUGUUCGGGCCGCCCGAGCGCACGCUGCCGGCCCCCCCCGAGGGGCUGACCGUGAAGGCCUCCGAGGCUCAGACGUACGAGAGGGCCCUGGCGUGGCACCAGAAGAAGGAGGAGAAAAACAAGCAGCGCGCGAAGGAGAAGUUGGUAACAGAGCUGAGCACGCUCAGGAACCCGAAGAUCACCGAGAAGUCGAAGUUCCUCGCGACCAGCUACAAGUCUGGCCCGCCCCCGAUGGCGGAGCGUGCGAGGCGACGCAUCGAGGAGGCGAGGGCUAAGGAUCGGAGAGCGAGUGCACCUUCCGGCCCCAGGUGUGCAAGGGCACCCGCCAGAUGCACGCCACGAUGCUGCAUUCGGGCGCCCAGUGGCACAGCCGCCUCCAGCCCCAGCACGUGCGCAGGGACCGCAUGGGCUGCAGGGCGAGGCGGGACGCCGACGUCGACGCGGACUGUACCUUCUCGCCCAGGCUUUCCCCGAUGGCGCAGCUGCUCGUGCGCGACGGCACCUUCCACACCUCUUCACCCCCGCCACCGCGCGCAGCCCCGCCCUCAGCGCCAGCAGCUCGCUGCGCAGCCUGCGGCCGCAGAGCGCCCGCGGCCUCCCGUGGGUGCCGGCCGGCCCCGCGCGGGUGCCCCCGGCGAGCGGCGGCGACUUCGGCGCCUCCGCCCGCGGCUCCCCGAAGGGCGGCGCGCCCCUCAGCGCCAGCAGCUCGGCGCGCAGCCUGCGCGGCGCGCCG
Molecule: messenger RNA, 817 nt
Organism: Prorocentrum cordatum
Lineage: Eukaryota; Dinophyceae; Prorocentrales; Prorocentraceae
Source: the annotation of a GenBank genome assembly